AUGAGCCGCAAACGCGAGUGGAUCGAGCGUCGCCAUUCCAUCACGGAAGAAAGUGAUAGCUCCAUGUCGCCCGAUCCAGACGAGACGAACCGGUCGGAAGGUGGCGAAGUCAUUGAGAGCGAAAUGAAGCGGCUGCGCGUGGCCUACAAUUACGACGGUGCCCACGGGGUCCGGCGGGCGGGCGAAGCCGUAACUCUGGCGCCCGACGUGGAGAUUCCUCGUGCAAGAGCUGUGCGCAGUGACUAUGCUGACAUCAACUUUCUGCUGCGGGAGUUCCACUACUUGCGGCAGCUGCGGAAGUUUCAGGCCGAGCGAAGACGAGUUUGA
Molecule: messenger RNA, 327 nt
Organism: Hyaloperonospora brassicae
Lineage: Eukaryota; Oomycota; Peronosporomycetes; Peronosporales; Peronosporaceae
Source: the annotation of a GenBank genome assembly